AUGUGGCCGAUUCGCUCUCUUUCAUCGUUAUUCUUUCUUUCUCUGGCCCUGUGUUCACCCGUCAGUAGCCAACCCGAAAAAAGAUAUGCUAUCCUGGAUAACGACUGGGGGGCGAUUAGCUUUCUUCCAUUCUUGAUCGCGCUCAAGAACGACGUCCACGUUCUGGGAUUAGUCUCCGACACGGCCAAUUCGUGGCAGCGUCAAUGCGCAUAUCAUGCGCUAGCCAACCUCGAGGUCGGAAACCUCAGCUGCAUCCCAGUCUAUGCGGGCGCUACCUAUCCCCUGAUCAAUACACCAGAGCGCUUCCAGGCAUGGGAAAGCGUGCACGGCAAACUUCCCUGGGAGGGCGCUUUCGCUUCAGAGAAUGCAACGGCAGAAGCACUCGGUAAUGACCCAACAUCAGGUGAUCCGAACCGGAUCGUCAAGGGCGCUUUUGUUGAGGGAUUCCCCACGACUAAGAUCGACCACUCCACGUCUGCCGCCAAUUUCAUGGUUGAGAUGGUCCACAAAUAUCCGCAUCAAGUCUCCAUCUACUCUGGCGGAGCGUUGACCAACAUUGCCUUGGCAGUGCGAAUGGAUCCCAAUUUCGCCUCCCUGGCCAAAGAACUGGUCAUCAUGGGAGGAUACGUGGAUGUGAACAUGUAUCAGGUUACGGGUGAUUAUUUGCAGGCGGACAUAAACUCCGAUAUCAACCUGAUGAUCGACCCGGAAGCUGCGAAAAUUGCUCUCAAUGCAGAGUUCCCCGAUAUUGUCAUUGCUGGAAACGUGGCCAAUCAGGUACAGUCGACGCAGGACUACCUCGAUGAGGUCUACACAGUCAAGAAUGAGUAUACCACACUCUUCCAUGACCACUAUGGCACUGAGUUUCCUUUCUGGGAUGAAACUGCAGCCGCCCUCAUGGUUGACCGGUCUCUUGCUAUUAACACCACUACUGCCUAUAUCGACGUCGAUAUCUCUUAUGGGAGCCCUAAUUACGGAAACAUUCAUGUCUACCAGACCAUGCUUAAGCCACCGGGCGUGCGCAACAUCACCUAUGUGAACCGUAUCGACGGUGAGAAACUCAAGGACAUGAUGAAGCAGGCUAUGUGGAAUCCUCCCACUUGUUCUUAA
Molecule: messenger RNA, 1110 nt
Organism: Aspergillus bombycis
Lineage: Eukaryota; Fungi; Ascomycota; Eurotiomycetes; Eurotiales; Aspergillaceae
Product: inosine-uridine preferring nucleoside hydrolase
Exons: 4
Coding region: 1-1110 (369 amino acids)
Biological process (GO): purine nucleoside catabolic process
Cellular component (GO): cytosol
Molecular function (GO): purine nucleosidase activity
Source: RefSeq, a predicted model, not a curated record